Molecule: messenger RNA, 3269 nt
Organism: Diorhabda sublineata
Lineage: Eukaryota; Metazoa; Arthropoda; Insecta; Coleoptera; Chrysomelidae
Gene: ClC-c
Product: H(+)/Cl(-) exchange transporter 5
Exons: 16
Coding region: 217-2682 (821 amino acids)
Biological process (GO): transmembrane transport; chloride transport
Cellular component (GO): synaptic vesicle; membrane; early endosome
Molecular function (GO): voltage-gated chloride channel activity
Source: RefSeq, a predicted model, not a curated record
UUUGUUCUAUGAGUAUAGAAAAAUUGACAGUUAUGUGACAUGAUAUCGACUAUAGUUGACGUUUAACAACAGUAAUAAAUUGUCUAAAAUCAUUUUUUUUUAAAUUGUACACGACGAUUAAUAUUUAAGUGAAGUUAUUAGUUAAUCAAAAAAUUUAUUGAAUUGGUUGUAAAAUUUUAAGUUUGGAAAAUUAUUCAAAAUGUUUGAAGCUUGAUUAUGGAAAAAUAUCCGCUGAAAAGGGGUGGUGUAAUUACACUUUCUUCUCCGUCUUAUCAGUCAAUGAACAAAAAGCACGCAAACGGGCAUAGUAGGGCUACGUUCGUAGCUUCCCCGGAUGAAGAUAUGGUGGACAUUCAGACAUCUGUAUCCGUAGGAGGCGGAGAUUUUCAUCAUACAACUAGAUUGGGGGACGAAGAGAAUGACGGCUUGUCGCAUUAUUCCGUUUCAUAUUCAGGAGUACAUGAAACCGCAGAUAUUCCUGGAAUUGGACAAUAUGAAGAUUUUCACACAAUUGAUUGGCAACGGGAUAUUGCCAGAGAUCGUAUGCGACAUAGGCACAUUGUUAAAAAGAAGCAAGAUUCAAUAUGGAACCUGUUAGAAGGGGUGCACGAUGCUUGGUCGGGUUGGUUGUGCGUAUUAUUAGUAGGAUUAUUUACUGGCGCUAUAGCCGGUGUUAUAGAUAUAGGUGCUAGUUGGAUGACAGAUUUAAAAUUUGGUAUAUGUCCGCAGGCGUUCUGGUUAAAUCAGGAACAAUGUUGUUGGUCAUCAAAUGAAACUAGUUUUGAAGCCAAGAAUUGCUCGCAGUGGCAGACAUGGGCUGAGCUCUUAGGCCAAACAAGAGCCGGCGCAGGUGCCUAUAUUAUUUCAUAUUUAUUUUAUAUAAUAUGGGCUCUUCUAUUUGCUGCCCUAUCAGCUUCCUUGGUGCGUAUGUUCGCCCCUUACGCAUGUGGAUCUGGUAUACCAGAGAUCAAGACUAUUUUAAGUGGAUUUAUAAUAAGGGGGUAUCUUGGAAAAUGGACACUUAUAAUAAAAUGUGUCGGUUUGAUACUUUCAGUAUCAGCUGGUUUGAGUUUAGGUAAAGAAGGACCGAUGGUACACAUAGCAUGUGCUAUAGGUAAUAUUUUCUCUUAUCUAUUUCCGAAGUAUGGAAGAAAUGAAGCAAAGAAAAGAGAAAUUUUAUCGGCUUCAGCAGCAGCUGGUGUCUCAGUUGCUUUUGGAGCCCCAAUUGGUGGAGUUUUGUUCAGUCUUGAAGAGGUGAGUUAUUAUUUUCCUCUAAAGACACUCUGGAGAUCAUUUUUCUGUGCUUUGAUAGCUGCUUUCGUCUUAAGAUCAAUAAAUCCAUUCGGAAACGAACAUUCCGUCCUAUUCUAUGUGGAAUACAACAAGCCUUGGAUAUUUUUUGAGUUGAUUCCAUUUAUUGGCCUGGGUAUUAUCGGGGGAUUAAUUGCAACGAUAUUCAUCAAAGCGAAUAUAUAUUGGUGUAAAUAUAGGAAAUCUUCAAGAUUGGGACAGUAUCCUGUAACAGAAGUACUAUUAGUUACCGUUAUGACAGCCAUAAUCGCUUAUCCGAAUCCUUACACAAGAAUGAAUACCAGUCAACUAAUAUACCUUUUGUUUAGCCAGUGUGGAAUUGCAAAUUCAGAUGACUUGUGUGAUUACAAUCGUAAUUUUACUGAUGUCAAUUCGGCUAUAGAGAUUGCAGCUGCAGGUCCUGGAGUUCAUAGGGCGGUAUGGUUACUUAUUUUAGCUCUUAUCCUCAAGUUAAUCAUGACCAUAUUUACCUUUGGUAUGAAGGUGCCUUGUGGUCUAUUUAUUCCUUCUUUGUGUUUGGGAGCUAUUGUUGGCCGUAUUGUAGGAAUCGGUAUGGAACAAUUAGCUUAUAACUAUCCUAAAAUUUGGCUGUUCAGUGGUGAAUGUUCGACGGGAGACGAUUGCAUUACACCUGGUCUUUACGCUAUGGUGGGAGCUGCAGCGGUAUUAGGAGGUGUUACUAGAAUGACUAUUUCGCUUGUUGUUAUAAUGUUCGAAUUAACAGGCGGAGUAAGGUACAUUGUUCCUUUGAUGGCGGCCGCUAUGGCAAGUAAAUGGGUAGGCGAUGCGUUAGGUAGACAAGGUAUCUAUGAUGCGCACAUAGCUUUAAAUGGAUAUCCAUUUUUGGAUUCGAAAGAUGAAUUCCAACAUACUUCGUUGGCAGCUGAUGUCAUGCAACCUAAGAGAAAUGAAACAUUGAGUGUUCUUACUCAAGAUUCAAUGACUGUCGAUGAUGUAGAAAUUUUAUUAAAAGAGACUGAACAUAAAGGGUAUCCCGUUGUAGUAUCCAGAGAGUCUCAAUACCUAGUAGGUUUUGUAGUUAGAAGAGAUCUUAAUUUAGCAAUAGCCAAUGCGAAAAGAAUGGUCGAUGGUAUUUGCGGUCAAUCCUUGGUAUUAUUUACCCAGGGAAAUACCCCGCAAACUUUGGGACCUCCACCUCUGAAAUUGAAGAAAAUACUGGAUAUGGCCCCAAUUACCAUAACUGAUCAGACACCUAUGGAGACUGUUGUAGAUAUGUUUAGAAAAUUAGGUCUAAGGCAAACACUCGUUACACAUAACGGACGAUUACUUGGAGUGAUAACGAAAAAAGAUGUGUUGAGGCACAUCAAACAGAUGGACAACGAAGAUCCGAACUCUGUCCUCUUCAACUAAUUUUUAAAGUUUAUUUUCCCCGUGUACAAUUAGUUUCUUUAUGUAUACUAUAUUGAUUAACAUAAUAUUUAAGUUUAACUAAAUAAUAUCCACAUUAUACAAGAUAUUUAUUAUUUUUGUAAUUAUACACACCACACAAUUGUCUUCCCUAUUAUAAAUAUUUUGUUUCUUUAAAUAUAUAUGAAAUAGAAUGUUUCAAAUAAAUUUGACGGUUUUAAAAUAUUCCAUUCCUAUAAAUUUUGUUGUAGCUCCUUUUCUUGGUUUAUCGAACAUUCAUAAUUUUGAUAAUUAUUGCAAACUUAAUUGUGAUGUAGAUUGUCACGUGUUGUAGAUAAGCGUAAAAAACUAUAACUAGAAAAUAUCAAUACAAAGUGUUUCAAGUCCCUUUACCUUAAUAUUUUGUCACUGAUUUUUCUUCGUAUUUCGAUUUUUAAUAAAUCUUUUGCUUUAUAGUAUUUCUAACAUUCUAUUUGGUAAUUUUAUAAAUUAUGAUGAAAAGUACUUGCAAAUAUGUAUAUUUAUGUAAUUAUGUGGUUUCUAGAUAAUGCUCAGAAUAAUAUAUGUAAUAAAAUACAUUUUUAUAUCCA